This is a messenger RNA of Salvia miltiorrhiza (redroot sage), 2338 nucleotides long. RefSeq names its product disease resistance protein RPP13-like. The transcript is spliced from 2 exons. The record is from RefSeq and is a predicted model, not a curated record. The coding region runs from base 152 to 1282 and encodes 376 amino acids. Gene Ontology annotation, biological process: defense response to other organism. NCBI's taxonomy places the organism in Eukaryota, Viridiplantae, Streptophyta, Magnoliopsida, Lamiales, Lamiaceae. Gene Ontology annotation, molecular function: ADP binding.
UGGCCUAUUUUUGCAAGUUCGAAAAAUGUUGGCCUAUUUUUAAUUUGCAAGUUUGAAAAAUAUUGGCUUAUUUUUGCAUAUCUCCCUAAGAUAGUGGACUUAAAUAAUUUUGAACUCCAGGUAUUGGCAUUUGGCUUCCUUAAUCACAGGCAUGACUGGUAUUGGGAAGACAACUCUUGUAAGAAAAGUGUACAACCAUCCAGACGUGGUUAAGAAAUUCCGCCGCCGCCGUGUUUGGGUAUGUGUUUCUACCAACUUUAGUCAUAAAGAAAUAUUGAAGAAGAUAAUAGAGCAGGUGGUAGAUUGUAUGAAAUUGAGAAGGGAUUCUAUAUUGGAGAAAAUGGAGCGACCAGACAACUUUUGUGUGGGAGAGAUGCUUCGCAAACUUCUCAAGGGAAUGGCAUAUUUGAUAGUUCUUGAUGGCUUUCCCAAAGAAAUGUGCUUGGGAUACAUUAUGGAAUUUAUUCCGCUUAAUGGUAAAGGAACUAGAUUGCUUCUGACAUGUCGCACUGCGUAUAAAGAUCUCAACAUCGGUUAUACUCAUCGGAUGGAAACUUUGGAUCCUCCUAAGAGCUGGCAAUUGCUUUUGAAAACAAUACCAAGAGAGCUCAAAUUCCCAAAGCACUUGGAGAAUAUGGGGAGAGAAAUGUUGAGAAAAUGUGACGGUCUGCCAUUAGCCAUAAUCGAGAUGGCCAAACAGUUAGCAAAAAGGAAACCAUCGACAGAGAGUGAAUGGGAAGAAGCUCUUAAAUCAAUUGAUUUGUGCUCAAUACUACCGUUAUUUGAAUCCAGUUAUCGAAAAAUGGACGCAGAAUCGAAGCCAUGCUUCUUGCAUCUGGCCUUCUUUAAGGAACUUACAAGUAUUAGGACACAAAAGUUGGAACAUGUUUCGGCUAUAGUAAGAAUGGUCUCAGAAAGCCAAAUUAGAUCAUAUGUGAGUAUCUUAAAUCAGGAAUGCUUUGUCGAGAUCAAGGACAAGAAGAGUUAUCGCGUGAUUGGUAUACUACACAUGCUAUCGAAAAAAAAAGCAGAGGAAGAAAUAGGUUUUGAGAUCCUAAGGAGCCAUGGAAAUAAUCAACCCUCUCAGAGUCCUCGACACCAUCGUGUUAUCAUUUGUAGUCGAGACAAGUUCAAUUACUCGACAAAUGAAGAUAAGCAUCUUGUUUCUCUCUUCUUCCAUGGAGGUGGCUACUUGGAUGCUAAUUGGGAGAGUUUUGAACUACUUAAGAUACUUGAUUGGGAAGAUUUUGGGCUUGAAGAAUUUACCAGAAAAGAGUAUUGACACAAUGAUGGGAUUAAGAUACUUGGGAUUGAGAAAUAAUUACUUACAAAAGCUCCCACGCGCAUUGGGGAGGUUGAAAGAGCUUGAGGUUCUUGAUAUAGCUCUCAACUUUACUGCUGGAAGUGCCAAAUAUUAUAUGGGAAAUGUGUAGCCUUCGUCACCUCUACAUGUCUGAUGUGAUUUGCCGAGAGCCUCUGAAGAUUGAAAUGCUGGAGAAUCUGGAGACCUUAACCUACAUCUCAUUUGAUAAUUGGACAUAUGAGCUCUCGGGCAUGGGAAAGAUGAUCCGUCUCAAGAAACUGGGCAUUGAAGAAAUUGAUGAAAACUCGAAUGUAAGCAAGCUCUUUGCAUCAUUGGUUGAGCUGAAGAAUCUUGGAACCCUAAUCUUGAGAGGGUUUCGUUUCAGAAGCAUGCCUUGUUUGGACCAGCUUGGUAUUCUAGAAGGAAUUCAUACACUCAAAUUAGAAGGGCUCCUUCCCAAGUUACCAGUAAGUGGCACUAGUUUCCCUCGAUUUCUUAGAUCAUUGACGUUGGUUGAUAGCUGUCUUGACGAAGACCCCAUGCCACUACUAGGGGCGAAGCUAACCAUGCUUAAGCACCUCAAAUUGCGGAAUGCAUACACUGGUCAAGAAAUGGUGAUCUCGGAAUACAUGCAUUACCUUGAGGUCUUGUGCUUGGAAGAGAUGUGGAAUAUGAGAAAUGUAGAAAUUUUUAGAGGUAGACUGUAUCAACUCGAGAAGUUAGAUUCAAGAAUUGUCCAUAUCUGGAGACCCUACCCGAAGAGAUUGGGGAGAUGAGAGAGUUGGAGGAGUUAAAGAUGGUGACAACCAAAACCAUUGCAACAAAGAUCCGAAACUCAGCCUUAAUCUCCAAAAUAAGGCAGCGGUCUUCUGAUUUUCGGUUGGAUUUGAAUAGUGAUAAUUAAGAAUUAUCUGUUAAAUGCUGAAUUCGGCAUUGAUAACUGUCAUUAUAACUUGUAGUAUUACGUUUUAGACUUUAAACUUUUCCUUCACUUGUUACAACUGUGCUACUUGUGUGUUGUCUAUUAGUUGUUCA